GGCCUAGGACUCCCUCCACUGCUCCGCCGGGUCUGCAGAUGCCUCCUGCAGGCUUCCCUGGCGAGGAGCUCAACGGCUGCUGCUGCUGCACCUCCCGCUGGAGGGCCUCCAGAGGCCUAGUCCCAACUGCCCCUCCAGGGCGCCAGGGCCUCUCCGCCGUCCUUGCCGCGCCGCGAUCAAGGCGCGCCGACCGCUCCUCGCCGCCGGCCACCCAGCACCAAGGCCUGGCCCGUAGGAGCCUUGAGGAGCCACGUGCGUCGGCGAGCGAAUUGAUGUGAGUCCGGCGGCAGAAGCAAGGACUCAAGGACUCAGCGGCGCAGCGUGGCUCCUUUCGCGGCGCACGUGGCCUCAGGAGGCUUUGCCUCGUCUGGACCAGGUUUCGGCGGCGAGCCUCCCUAGCCCCCUCGGGAGAUCGAGAAGCAGAGCAGCGAGGCUGGGCUCAGCGAGGCUUGGCGGCAUCGGCGGCAUCGAGGCGUGCACGGCAGCAAGGCUCGGGCCCUCGUGAGUUCCUACAGUUCCGGCAGCGGCGGCAGCAGCGGAUCCCAGGAGGCCUCGGUGGAGGCCUGUGGCGCAGGAUCGGAACCGAUGGCAGCAAAGACCACAGGCUAGGCGGCCUUUAGGCUGCAAUUUAUUUGGGGCAUCUUCAGGGAAGGGCGGGUGACACGACCCUGGGCCUCAGAUAAGUGGGUGCGAGGGGAACAGAGAAUAGGCAGGCCAGCCCCCCCCUCUUCCUGGACAGGGCUAGGCCAGGGAUACAAAGCACCAGAGAUGCCACCCAAGAAAGGACAGGGGGGGCCAAAAGGGAAAGGAAAGGCCCACAAAGCAGGAGGGAGAUGCCCACCCCCAGCGGCAGUGGGUGCUAGGAGCGAGGAGGGGCCCCCAUGGGCUGCCAUACUGGCUAGGCUGGAGGCCCUUGAGCACGGCCCACGCCAGCCUAGUGCACCCAGGGCUCAACCUGCGAGGGGGAAAGCAAAAGGGCCAGCACCCAAACGUCAUAGGGGGAAAGCGCAGCAGCCAGUGAAUAGGGCUGACACAGGGGAUGUUGCCUCCAUCUUAGCAAGACUGGACGCACUGGAAGCAGGGCCCAGGGUGGAAGCAAGGACGCCUAGUAUGGAGACAGAAGCGGCUCCCACCUGGCAAGCAGCCCCGACAAUGCAGCCCACACAGGGACCUUCGGUGGACAGCACUCAGGACUGCUGGACAAGAUCGGAGCAGCCAUGCAUCCUCCUCUGCGGCCACAGCAUGGUUUUCUGGGCCGGCCGCAGGGCGGCGAAAUCCCGCUUCGGCACGCAACUGGGGCUCAGUCAAUGUGCUGCAGUGCGAUGGCUGGGACGGCGGGGGAUGCGAUGGGACGGGCUUUUGCCGGCCUUGUUUCAGCCGGCUGUGGAACUGGUGGUGCCCCAGGUGCUGGUCAUCCACCUGGGGGGGAAUGACUUGGGCCUGUUGAAGGGCAAGGCCCUAAUUGAGCAGGCAUGCGGUGACCUCCGGGCCAUUGCACGUCGCUGGCCGGGGGUGCACCUAGUGUGGUCAGACAUCCUGCCGCGCAGGAAGUGGAAUUGUACCGGUGAUCCACGUGGGAUGGACAGGGCCCGGAAAAAGGUGAACAGGCAAAUUCAGAGGGCCCUUUGUGACUUGGGGGGUUCCGUCAUCCACCACCCAGAGGUUGGCCACGACAGGUUGGAGUUGUUUCGGCCAGACGGCAUCCAUUUGACCGACAUGGGCAAUGACAUCUUUCUUGGGGACCUGCAGAGGGGUUUACACCAGAUUCUUAUCGGGUGUGGGGUAAAGGGAGACUAAGCAGAGGCUUGCCCCCGUUUUUGUGGCGUAGAAGUACGGGGAUAGGUUAAAGGGAAAGGGCAGCUAGGUGACACCUUUAGGCACCUUUGGGGGUGACAGGCGGUCUGGAGGCCUGCAGCUCAGGGCUACACGGCCCGGGGGUGGGGUACAGGCCGCCUUUGGUCCAACGUUCCUCAUCCGCUCGGAGUUUCAGGGCUCCGAGGGGCGGUGAUGCGGGUUGGACCCCCUACACAUCUUCAGGGUGUGGCUGGAGCCGGGGGCUGGCACAGGGCAGCCCCGGGCUCAGGCAGGGUCUGUUCGCCCGAUAGCUGCAAGCAGGCUUCGCCUGGAGCACCAGAAUACUCCCGCACUUUAUUUUCCCUCUGCAGGUUCGUUAGUUAAUUGUUUCUGUUUAAAUAAAGUGGCCCAUUAUUUAACCCAGGAAAUGGUGUCUGUGUUUUAUUUCGGCAAUAGGCCGCAAUCCCGUUCCG
Rhineura floridana is the source of this 2267-nucleotide messenger RNA. RefSeq lists its product as uncharacterized. The record is from RefSeq and is a predicted model, not a curated record. Lineage: Eukaryota; Metazoa; Chordata; Lepidosauria; Squamata; Rhineuridae. The coding region runs from base 769 to 1797 and encodes 342 amino acids. The transcript has 2 exons.